UUAUCCGUGAGUGCACUUUUUUUUUAUUUAUAUCUUUAUCGGUAUGCAAUUAUUGCUAUGCAUACAGUUCACCACAAGGUGACUCGUUGAUUCAAAACAUUCGAUACAGAGACUCCAAAGUCCAUUUGGCACUCCCGCUUCAGUUAUCGCUCUCGCACGUGAACUGUUCCAGUUACUUCGGGAUCUCCGAGCAGUUACAGAUCGUCGCUUGUCGAUUGCUUACUUUGCACUACGAAGUCUUCCGGAAAUUUUUCCGCUAUGUUGAAGGGAAUCGUAGCUUUAGUGACUGGGGGAGCUUCUGGGUUGGGGCGUGGUACUGCACAAAGAUUUGUCCAGCAAGGUGCUAAAGUAGUCAUUGCUGAUCUACAAAGUUCCAAGGGGAAAUCUGUAGCUGAUGAGCUAGGUGAAUCUAAUGCAGUAUUCUCACCUACGGAUGUAACAUCAGAAUCAAAUUUCCAAGCAACCUUGGACCUUACAAAAGAGAAAUUUGGUAAAUUAGACGUGCUGGUGAACGCAGCCGGUAUCGCAAUCGCUCAUAAAACAUACAACAGCAAUAAAAAGAUCUCCCACAGUUUGGAAGACUUUGCCAAGGUCAUCCAAGUCAACACUAUAGGCACGUUCAACGCCAUUCGUCUCUCGGUGGGGUUGAUGAUCGAGAAUAGUCCAGAUCAAAACGGUCAGAGGGGCGUGAUCAUUAACACAGCGAGCGUAGCAGCUUUCGAAGGUCAAAUAGGUCAGGCCUCUUACUCCGCGUCAAAGGGCGGAGUGGUAGCUAUGACGCUGCCGAUCGCACGCGAUCUCGCGAAAGAUGGGAUUCGCGUAGUGACGAUUGCGCCGGGGCUCUUUGACACGCCCUUACUGAUGGCAUUGCCCGAAAAAGUACGCGUCUUCUUGGCGAAAUCAGUGCCUUUCCCUCAAAGACUGGGACUGCCCGACGAGUACGCAAUGUUAGCGCAGCAAAUCGUCGAAAAUCCGAUGCUAAAUGGGGAAACUAUUAGACUGGACGGUGCACUGAGAAUGCAAUCUUGAAGAGUCGAUCUGGAAAUUCUUCUGUGUACUGUUGAUAGACGAAUGUUGAAAAUUGUUUUCGAUCGUUAUUGCGAUUUUUGUGGUUCGGAUAUCAAUGAUUUUUUACUAUUAGACUCGUAUUACUCUUAUAAUAGUGGUGUAUAAGAAAUAUGAGAAAUAUAUAAUUUUUACACGCAACA
Molecule: messenger RNA, 1208 nt
Organism: Dinoponera quadriceps
Lineage: Eukaryota; Metazoa; Arthropoda; Insecta; Hymenoptera; Formicidae
Gene: scu
Product: 3-hydroxyacyl-CoA dehydrogenase type-2-like
Exons: 3
Coding region: 259-1029 (256 amino acids)
Biological process (GO): androgen metabolic process; estrogen metabolic process; fatty acid metabolic process
Cellular component (GO): mitochondrion
Molecular function (GO): estradiol 17-beta-dehydrogenase [NAD(P)+] activity
Source: RefSeq, a predicted model, not a curated record